UUAUUAGUUUCUCUUAAUUAUGUCAACAUCAACAACAAAAUAAAACUUCUUUUGGUUGAGCCAAGGAAAGGAAACCACAAACUCUCUCUGGACAUUCUUUUGUUUCCUCAAACAAUUCAAACAACCAAUCAUCAAUGUCGGAAGCUUCAAAACAGAGGUAUGCAGUAGUAACAGGGGCAAAUAAGGGGAUUGGAUUGGAAACUGUGAAGCAGUUGGCCUCCAAUGGAAUCACUGUGGUUUUAACUGCCAGAGAUGAAAAAAGGGGUCUUGAAGCUGUUGAGAAAUUGAAAGAGUUUGACCUCUCUGGUCAAGUGCUUUUUCAUCAACUUGAUGUUACUGACCCCGCUAGUACUGCUUCAUUGGCGCAUUUCAUCAAGACCCAGUUUGGGAAACUUGAUAUCUUGGUGAACAAUGCAGGGGUUGGUGGAGUGGAAAUAGAUGUUGAUGCGUUUUUAGCAUCAUCCAAAGAAAAUGCUGGAGAAGCUCAAUGGAGUAAAACAAUGACUCAAACUUACGAGUUGGCGGAAGAAUGCUUGCAAAUAAACUAUUAUGGUGCUAAAAGGACAGCUGAAGCACUUAUUCCUCUCCUCCAGUUUUCUGAUUCUCCAAGAAUUGUUAAUGUUUCCUCUUCCAUGGGCCAGUUGCAGCACAUAAAAAAUGAUGAGUUAAAAGGAGUAUUUAGUGAUGUUGAAAGCCUUACAGAGGAGAGAUUAGAUGAAAUUUUAGCAGAGUUUCUAAAAGAUUUCAAGGAGGGUUCACUAGAAGGCAAAAAAUGGCCGGCUUUUAUGUCUGCCUAUAGACUCUCAAAAGCAGCCAUGAAUGCCUAUACACGGAUUUUGGCAAAGAAGUAUCUCAGCUUCCGAAUCAACUGUGUCUGCCCAGGCUAUGUUAAGACUGACAUAAACUUCAAUUCCGGAAUCUUGCCCGUGGAAGAAGGCGCUGCGAGUCCAGUGAAGCUAGCCUUGCUGCCAAAUGAUGGUCCUUCUGGCCUCUUCUUUCUUCAGAAGGAAGUGGCAUCAUUUUGAUCUUUGGAGUCCAUUCUUAAACACAUGAUCUUGUUUGUGGAAGAGGGAUUUUAUGAUGUUGUUUUAGGCAGUGCUCUGAAUUCACUAUGUUACAAAGCAUUUACAAAACUUAUUGUUACUACAGCACUACUGUCACCCAACGACAAGUCGUCUGUCUUCGGGGAACUACAAAGCAUUAAUCAUGGACUUUUUGUAAUUUAAUAAAACCUUUUAGAGGUUGUAUUUUCAUGAAAUUGAAAUUGAAAUUCAUUAGCCAAAAUUAAUGGUA
Messenger RNA from Ziziphus jujuba (common jujube), 1293 nucleotides. Its product is annotated as (+)-neomenthol dehydrogenase-like. Gene Ontology annotation, cellular component: membrane. The transcript has 5 exons. The record is from RefSeq and is a predicted model, not a curated record. Gene Ontology annotation, molecular function: oxidoreductase activity, acting on the CH-OH group of donors, NAD or NADP as acceptor. Bases 135 to 1025 code for a protein of 296 amino acids. Lineage: Eukaryota; Viridiplantae; Streptophyta; Magnoliopsida; Rosales; Rhamnaceae.